This is a messenger RNA of Capsaspora owczarzaki ATCC 30864, 3101 nucleotides long. RefSeq lists its product as hypothetical. Lineage: Eukaryota; Filasterea; Ministeriida; Capsasporidae. The record is from RefSeq and is a predicted model, not a curated record. Gene Ontology annotation, molecular function: transcription coregulator activity; RNA polymerase binding. The transcript has 3 exons. Gene Ontology annotation, cellular component: nucleus. Bases 1 to 2913 code for a protein of 970 amino acids.
AUGCCGCCGCCACCGCCGCCGCCGAUGCCACCGCCGCCCCCUCCGCCCGGCGAGGCUGACGAGGACGACUUUGACGACGAUCAGGAUCACCUUGAGCUUGACAGCAGCCGUGCGAUCGACGGAGCCGCGCCACCACCGCCCCCGCCACCGGCCAACAACGACGACGACGACGACGAUGAUGAUGAAUCUGACGAUCAGCAAGCCAACGACGACGAUCAAGAUGACCAAGAUGAUGACAGUGAUGGUGAUGAUCAUCCAUCCAACGACCAGGACGACGACGACGACGACGAGGACAAUCAUGUUGCCGAGCCAAUGCUGGACGAGUCCACUGCAGCAGACCACCACCAUCAUCAUCAUGGUGAUCAUCACGAUGACACUGUCAACCGUGCUCAUCACGAUGCCGAUGCUGGCAGCAUCCGAACAAGAGACCCGCGCGAGGCUGCGAUCGACCUCGCAUGGAUUCGCGUCACGCCAGCCACGAAAGGACUGCUCGAGGCGCCGUUCGCAGACGGAUACGACCGUGGCGCAGUGACUGUGCGACCCAAGCUGACAAACGCGUACCAUGCCAACGCCAUCACGGGCGAGACGUCCUGGCUGCGCCCGCGGGCUGCACGAGAAGCAGAGCAAGCAGAGCAAGAGCGGACUGCUGCCAGAAAGGGGCCGGUCUCAGACACUCAGACGACUCAUGCUGAGACCAACAACAAGAAGAAGAGCGACACGGCGUGGCUCACUUUCCAGAUUGUCGACAGCCAGGGCAAGAAUGGCUUGUUCUACUAUGUGAAUACGGAUACCGGCGUCGCGACCUGGACGUGCCCGCCGGAGGUUGAAGCGGACGAGCUCGCCAUGCUGGAACGCAAGAUGGCGUGGCUGCAGCUCCGCGAACGCCAGGCGCAGGAACAGGCCGGCAAAGUCAAGCGCCGUGGCGAGGACGCGAUCGAUCGCGCAGCGGCCAAGAUUGCGCAGCGCAAGGCCCGCAUCAAAUCCACGCAGCCCGUGGAAGGCACCGAUUGGAUUGUUGUGCACACUGUGAAAGACGGCGUCUUUUACUUUAACCAGGCCACGCGAGAGUCCGAGCGGGACGAGCCGGACGAGGUCACCGAGGCGCUCAUGAACAUGAUGAUGGCCGAAGAGGCGCGACUUGACGAGGCAGAGCGGCAGGCGAAUGGACAGUCUGCGAUCGCUGGCGUGGACGGGGAAGGCCGGGAAAAGCGAGAGCAUGAACACGACGACGACGACGACGACGACGACGACGUCGACAACGACCACAGCAACAACGACGGUGCCAGCAACCGGAGCUCCAAGCGCCCAAAGUUGGAUGAUGGUGACAACACGGACUCUCCCGUGUUUGACGCUGCCUCCAUGACCGAGGAAGAGCGCGUGCGCUUGUUCCAAGCGAUGCUGGCAGAGCGCAAAGUGUCCAUCUUCUCCACAUGGGAGACGGAAAGUGCAGCGCUCGCCAAGGAUCCGCGAUUCGCACUCGUUGCCGCAAAAGACCAGCGCAACGUGUUUGAGGCUUGGCUAGCUUCGCGUGUUGACGAACAAAAGCAACAGCGCUCCCUCGAGAAAACCCAGCUUCGAACCAAGUUUGUCGAUUUGCUGCUGGCGGCCAAACUGACUCACCGCUCUCGUUGGACGGAUUUUGCGCUCAAGUUUGCGCGCGAUCCUCGAUUUAAGGCGAUUGACAAGCACAAGGAUCGCGAGGACAUUUUUGUCGACUUUUUGCGAAAGGGCAAGGCCGGGCCAAACGGCGUCAUUGUCGACAAUCCGUUUGCGACUGCUUCAGCAGCAUCGUCAGCAUCUUCAGCAGCUUCGACCUCGUCGUCCAGCAGAAAGGCGCCUUCUUCUGCUGCCAGCAGUACCUCAUCAGCAGGCUCGAGCAAGGGCUCUGCUAGUGUGCUCGACGCGGCAGGAAUCAAGCAGCAGUUCAUGGCGUUACUUCGUGAAGGGCUGCCUGAUGUCGACUCGCGGACGCGCUGGUGGGAUGUCAAGCAUCGCGUGAGUCGUGAUCCGCGGUACGACCAAGUUGGGUCGGCGACCAAGCGAGAGGAUUACUUUGAAGAGUAUGUCCAGCUGCGAAAGAAGGAAACGAUUUCGCCCGAGGAAGAGCGACGCCAGCGCGAAGAGCGCGCCAUCCGAGAGCGAGAGGCCAAGUUGCGCACCGAGCGGUUGCAGACCCAGCGCCGCAACGAUCGCAACCAGUCUGCGCGAAUUGACGCAGUUGUCGAGCAGUACGAUGCCUUGCUUGCGGAAACAGUGCGGCGACCAGAUAUCACUUGGGAACACUUUCAAUCAUUGCUGGAACAAGACUCCCGCGCGGAUCUCUUCCGCAACCUGAGCAGCAUAGACCUUCGAGAACGAUUUGAGGCGCGCGUUGAUGCCCUCGUGUUGCAGUCGUCGCAGGCGUUCCAUGCCAUGGUCCGCGAGACGUUGCAAGGUGCCAUCAAGUCGGCCGUUGCAGAGCAACGCGAUCCUGAAAUGACCUUGUCCACAUCCCUCGCGGAUGCAAUGCCAUUGCUUGAGCAACACACCGAUUUCAAGCGACUGGUCAAGUUACCCCUGGUGGUGGAUGAGCCCAGUGACGAAGAAUUGGCGGCAAUGCAAAGCGGCCUUGCCAGGCUCGAAGCGCAGUAUGCCGAGGCGAUUCGAUUCGUUUCGAAUGAGUGUCGAGAGGAGUUUCAGCAGCUUCUCACAGAGACCAAGAGCAUUAGUUACAAAACGCAGGAAUCCUGCGAAGCUCGACCAUACGAGUUUGAGCGUCUGUUAGCAACACUUUCCAAUGAUCUGCGAUUCCACAUGCUUGCAAGUAUGGAGGAUCGUCGCACUCAAUGGGUCCGUGAUUAUAUUCGACGGCUGCAUGAAAUUGGACCACCUGCUGCCCCCACUGCUCCCAAAGCAAUGGAUACUGGACGAUAACCUUGCCAAGAGGUUUUCGAUCGUAGUUUCUUUUGUUUGGAUGAAAUUGUGCAAUUCCCCCCCUUUUUUUGUUUGUUUUGGAUUCUCGCUUCUUGUUCUUGUAAUUGAAGCUCUCUGGAUGAAAACUGUACACGGAGGACGAACGUUUCUGCUUUGCACAAAAGUCCUAUGCAUUUCCGUCUCUGUUU